CCUGAGACAUGAGAUUGAAAAUGACGAAUAUUUCUGAGGAAGAGCCGUCCUGUGACGUGGAAAUGGAAGGAUUUACAAGAGAGGGUCUUCAUCUUUCCAUUCUAGGUGAUAAUUGGGACUGUAAGAACCGGGAGGGACAUUUGAGGCAAUCAGCUUUAACUCAGGAGAAGCCAGGGGCUCAGGAAGCAAUUUGUGAAUAUUCUGGACUCGGAGAGCGUUUGAGUGCAAGCUCAGACCUUCUGCCAUCUAAGAGAGUACCUACAAACAGUUUUCAUAUAUGUGACUCAGAUGUUAAAAGUUUGGAUUGUGACCCAGCUUUACACAGUUGUCAGAAAAAUUAUGUAGCUAAGAGAAAUAGUGACAGUGAUGUGUGUGGAAAAGCCUUCAACCAUUCCAUGGAAGUUUUUCAAUUUGGAAGAGAUCAGAUGAGAGCGAAACCCUAUAAAUACCCUGAAAGUGUUAAAUCUUUCAAUCAUUUUACCCCUCUUGGUGAACAAAAAAUAGCAAAAAGAGGGAAGAAACUGUAUGAAGGUAAGGACUUUGGGGACAUCUUUACCCUGAGUUCAUCUCUUAAUGAAAACAGGAGGAAUCACCUUGGGGAGAAACUGUAUAAAUGCACUGAAUGUGGCAAAUGCUUCAAACGGAAUUCUUCUCUUGUUUUGCAUCACCGAACUCACACUGGAGAGAAACCUUAUACCUGUAAUGAAUGUGGAAAAUCGUUUUCCAAGAACUACAACUUGAUUGUGCAUCAAAGAAUCCAUACAGGAGAGAAGCCCUACAAAUGCAAUAAAUGCGGGAAAGCCUUCAGUGAUGGGUCAGCUCUCACACAACACCAGAGAAUUCACACUGGUGAAAAACCUUAUGAAUGUCUAGAAUGUGGGAAAACCUUCAACCGAAAUUCAUCUCUGAUUUUGCAUCAGAGAACUCAUACAGGAGAAAAACCAUAUAGAUGUAAUGAGUGUGGGAAACCUUUCACUGACAUCUCCCAUCUCACCGUGCAUCUCAGAAUCCACACUGGGGAGAAGCCCUAUGAAUGUAGCAAAUGCGGAAAGGCUUUCCGGGAUGGCUCAUACCUUACCCAGCAUGAGAGGACUCACACUGGAGAGAAGCCCUUUGAGUGUGUGGAGUGCGGGAAGUCCUUUAACCGCAACUCUCACCUCAUUGUACAUCAAAAAAUCCACUCUGGGGAGAAACCCUACGAAUGUAAAGAGUGUGGGAAAACUUUCAUUGAGAGUGCUUACCUCAUCCGGCACCAGAGGAUUCAUACUGGUGAGAAGCCCUAUGGCUGUAACCAGUGUCAGAAGCUUUUCAGGAACAUUGCUGGCCUCAUCCGGCAUCAGAGGACUCAUACUGGUGAGAAGCCCUAUGAGUGUAAUCAGUGUGGUAAAGCUUUCAGGGAUAGCUCCUGUCUGACCAAGCACCAGAGAAUUCACACAAAGGAGGCCCCAUACCAGUGUCCUGAAUGUGGAAAGUCCUUCAAGCAGAACUCUCACCUGGCAGUACAUCAGAGACUCCACAGCAGGGAGGGUCCCAGUCACUGUCCUCAGUGUGGAAAAACAUUCAGAAGGAGCUCAUCCCUCAUCCGACAUCAAAGAACACACUCUGGAGAGCAACCCAUGGAAACAUAAUGUGGGCCACAUUCGUCUCCUGACUUGGUCUCAAAAAGCUGUGUGAAGGAGGAAUGUCUUCAGGGGUGACUUUUCCCUAUCAGUGGAAAAGAAUUCUUUAAGCUAUCCAGUGAAUUGAUGAAUGUGAGGCAUUCCUUAGCCAUACUACUAAAUCUAUACAAUAAAGAACUCCUGGGGAAAACAGGAUGGUAAUAAGCGUAGAAAAGGCUUCAGGAAUGAUGCAGCCAAUAUCAAAUUAAUAGCACACACACUGGAAUAAAAUCUGUGAACGUCAAGAAGAUACUUCCCUGAAGAUGCAUCAGAUUGCUUAAACAGGAAAGAACCUGUGACUGUAUUCAGUAAGUAAUUGGUAUGUGGAAUUAUUUAAUAAGGAAUGUCUGCCUUGUACAUAAGGAAACUCUUAUUAGGAUCAAGUAUAAUCAGCGAGAAAAGCUUUUGGGAGCUCUUACUGUCACUGUCUACUCUGUAUCAGUGAAGACAUGUUGGUGAUAGAAUGCACACAAUUCUCCACCCCAUGGCAACCACAGAACUGUCGUUAGAUUUUGCUGUUUGUAGGUCUUCCUAUGUUACAAUCCUGUCAGAUGGUGAGGAUGUGUUUCAGAAGGGGCAACUGGAUGAGGACAUUGCUUGUGAAUGAACAAUGAAAUCGUCUCUGUUAAGACUGAAGCCGGCUCAUACUAAGAUGGAAAGGGCUGCUGUUGAGAAAUGUGAUGCGUUACUUUAGUUGCGGAAAUAAAAAUGUAAUGAGUUCCUGUGUUUCUGUUAUCACCUCCCCCCAUUGUUCAUCUAGGACAUUUCUAAUUUGUUCUAAGCAGUCAUGCUGAGCCAGAAUUGUGAAGGUUUUGUUACCAUUUAAAAAUGCUUAUACGGCAGGCAACAACAACAACAAUAAAAGAGGCAUAAAACAGAAGGCUUCCUGUUAUUACAGCUGUGUAAAGGUAUGUGCACAUACGGAUGUAGAUUGAAUUUUGGUCAUGGAGAAAUGUGGUUUUCUUAGGGGCCUACAAUUGUGUAUGAUUUCUAUUAUAAGCCAUACAUUGUUGCUAUAAUAAUUUGAUAAGGAAUAGAAAGAGGAAGCCAGAGGGAGGCAAAUUUUGGGCUUCUUUGGACUUUUUUUUUUUUUUUUAACCAAGGAGCUAGAUCAGGGUCACAGGGCAACUGUAAGCACUGAUGGGGAGCAUCCAGGAAGAAGUUUCUUUCGAGUGAGAGCAUCCCAUGGCCCAGAGCAUAAGAAUAAUUUAAUUUUGGGGGACUUGGAGGUCAUUGUGAGGAGAAGAUGGGUCUCAGGGAAUGAGUAGGAGGCUACAGAGAGAUCUAGGAUGAUCUGGGAACUUCCCACCUGUGGAAACAGUGACGGCCAAGUGAGAACUGCAAAGCCCUGGGAAUGGCUCCCCUUGAGAGUCACUGAAUAAAGGCUGUGAGGUAAUAAAUUUGUGUUGUUUUAAGCUGCUAAGUUUGUGGUAAUUUGUUAUGGCAGCAAUAGAAAACUAACACAAGCAUUAUAGAAAAUUUCCCCCUGCCCUUUUUUCUCUUCUUAUGCUCUUUUCACUUGUUCUUUCCUGAGACUCCAGCAGAGCUACUGCCAAUUUACACUUCCCUUCCCUACUGGUUAGGAACAGGAGCUCCUUGGGGCAGUGUAGAAGGAAAACUCUUCAUUUGCUUUGGAGAUACUACACCUGGGUACAGUAGGGCUAACAGUUGAAAUUGUGAGGUCAGUGGGCUGUGAGGAGUCUGGUGCAUCACCCCUUAAAAGCCCUGCCUGACUCAUGACCAGUAUGACUAGUAUUUAUUUUUUUUAAUAGAUUUUGUUUGAGAGAGAUCUAGCAAGAGAGAGAGUACAAGCAGGGGGGGAGAGGGAGAAGAAGGUUCUCUGCUAAGUAGGGAACCCGACA
Ailuropoda melanoleuca (giant panda) is the source of this 3520-nucleotide messenger RNA. It is a transcript of the gene ZNF329, whose product is annotated as zinc finger protein 329. Gene Ontology annotation, biological process: regulation of DNA-templated transcription. The record is from RefSeq and is a predicted model, not a curated record. Gene Ontology annotation, molecular function: DNA-binding transcription factor activity, RNA polymerase II-specific; RNA polymerase II cis-regulatory region sequence-specific DNA binding. Lineage: Eukaryota; Metazoa; Chordata; Mammalia; Carnivora; Ursidae.